ACAGACAGGGAGAGGGAGCGGAGCGCAGCCCUGGGACCAUCACCUCCUCCCGGUACCGGCGGAGCCUCCACCACCUGCUACAUGGAAAAACACUGCAAAUAUUUAUAAAGCAAAACAACCAACAUAUAUCUGUAAAAAAAAAAGGAAAGGAAACCAGAAGCAGCGGCCAAAUGGCUGAAAUCACCAACAUCAGACCCUCCUUCGAUGUCUCUCCCAUCGUGGCAGGGUUUAUCGGGGCCACCGUCCUGGUCGUCUCGGCCUCGCUGACCGUCUUCGUCUGGGUUUGCUGCCACCGGCGAUCGGAAAAGGCAGCCAAGAACCCGCCCUACAAGUUCGUGCACAUGCUGAAGGGGAUCAGCAUCUACCCGGAGACCCUCGGCAGCAGGAAGAAGGCAGUGCCGAUCCGCCGAGAGAAGGACCGGUGCCCUGGCAGCGGCGGCACUGCUGCUGCUCAGCUGGAGGGUGGCUCCGCCGGCAGCCCGGAUAGGGAGGCCCUCGGGCCUCGCUCGGCCCCUUUCAUCGACGAGCUGCACUUCACCACAGACUGCGAGGAAAGCCCCGACACCAGCUCCCCGAAAGACAGCGCCAGCUCCUCCGACAGUAAAACCCCCUCCCCUUCCUCCCCUGAGCUGGACGUCAAACUGGGCAGCCUGACUUUCUCCGUGGGCUACAACUUCCCGAAGAAGGCCCUGGUGGUGAUGAUCCAAGAGGCCCACGGCCUCCCGGUGAUGGACGAGAGCACCCAGACCUCCGACCCGUACAUCAAGAUGACCAUCCUCCCCGAGAAGAAGCACAGGAUCAAGACCCGGGUCCUGAGGAAGACCCUCGACCCGCUCUUCGAUGAGACCUUCACCUUCUACGGGAUCCCCUACAAUCAGCUCCAGGAGCUGGUGCUUCACUUCCUCAUCCUCAGCUUUGACCGAUAUUCCCGUGACGAUGUGAUCGGGGAGGUGAUGGUGCCGCUGGCGGGAGUCGACCCGGGCAGCGGGAAAGUGCAGCUCACCCAACAGAUACUAAAGAGGAGCAUACAGAAAUGCGUCAGUAGAGGAGAGCUGCUGGUUUCACUCUCUUACCAGCCCGUCACUCACCGGCUGACCGUGGUAGUGCUUAAGGCCAGACACCUACCCAAGAUGGAUAUUGCUGGCCUCUCAGGUAACCCCUACGUCAAAGUCAAUGUGUUCUACGGAAGGAGGCGGGUGGCCAAGAAGAAGACACACGUCAAGAAGUGCACGCUAAACCCGGUCUUCAACGAGUCCUUCGCCUUUGACAUCGGCGCCGAGACCCUGAGGGACGUCAGCCUCGAGCUCCUGGUCAUCGACUUCGACAGGAUGACCAAAAACGAGGUGGUGGGCUGCACAGUGCUGGGCAACAGCAGCAGCAGCAGCAGUGGAGUCCAGCACUGGCGGGAGAUCUGUGAGAACCCCCGGCGACAGGUCGCCAAGUGGCACACGCUGGGCGAGUAUUAGGUGCCACUGGAGGAGAGAGAGAGAGAGAGAGAGAGAGAGAAAGAAAGAGAGAGAGAGAGAGAGGGAUUUUAAAAAAUAAUAAUGCCUAGGGACUUAAAUCUUAACAGGAACUCGGAUUUAGGGAUAUAAGACAUGUCAGAAAACUGCGACAAAAAUAUUCUCUUUGGUUGGUUGUGCGAGUUGGUGGUCCAAUCACCUGAGUGCAGAAUAUUUGACUCUGAUCUAUUCAACAAACCACCUGACUUAUUUGCAUGCCUGGUUAUAUAUAUCUUAUUUGCAUAUACUUUUAACCCGCUGGGAAACAUUCUCCAGCCUUCAUUCAUAGCCUCAUCUUUAUUUGAUUCACUUCCAUGAGUCUAUUUAUU
Carcharodon carcharias (great white shark) is the source of this 1831-nucleotide messenger RNA. RefSeq names its product synaptotagmin-11-like. Gene Ontology annotation, biological process: cellular response to calcium ion; regulation of calcium ion-dependent exocytosis; regulation of dopamine secretion. Lineage: Eukaryota; Metazoa; Chordata; Chondrichthyes; Lamniformes; Lamnidae. Gene Ontology annotation, cellular component: axon; membrane; synapse. The coding region runs from base 171 to 1466 and encodes 431 amino acids. The record is from RefSeq and is a predicted model, not a curated record. The transcript has 4 exons. Gene Ontology annotation, molecular function: phosphatidylserine binding; calcium-dependent phospholipid binding; SNARE binding.